AUGCAGCUUUUAGAUGAAUUACCUAUGAUCUGGGGAACGUCUUUUCUUGUCUAUUCCUUUGUUGAAAUUACCAGUCCACCAAGUUAUCAGAACAGAUGGCUGCAAAUAUUUUUGGCUGUAUACUGCAUAAUUGUAACGGCCGUUUAUCUACUGAUAAAGGAUCCUAUCUUCCAUGAGGCUGCUUAUGGAUUACUUGUGAUCUGUUUGGUCAUAGUUUCCUUUAGAGUGAUUAGGCAAUGUGAACAUAAUUUACCAUUAGUUAUUUCUGGUAUAUUUAUAUACCUAUUUGGAUUUAUUCUCUGGAACAUUGAUAAUAAUUUUUGUCCACAGAUUCGAAAAGUCCGUCAAGACCUUGGUUCUCUAGGGCCUGUCAGUCAACUUCAUGCUUGGUGGCAUUUACUUGCUGGAAUCGGUACCUACUUAGCAAUUUUAUUUUGUAUCCACACAAGAUAUUUAUAUUUGAAAAGAGAUCCGAAAAUAAAGAUGUUUGGUGGUAUUUGGCCAUACAUUUCAUUUCCUCUCAUCCAAAAUCGACUUGACAAUGGGUACUGUCCAGACACAUCAAAGAAAAUAUUCUGA
Molecule: messenger RNA, 579 nt
Organism: Acanthosepion pharaonis
Lineage: Eukaryota; Metazoa; Mollusca; Cephalopoda; Sepiida; Sepiidae
Source: the annotation of a GenBank genome assembly